This is a messenger RNA of Dunckerocampus dactyliophorus (ringed pipefish), 2301 nucleotides long. RefSeq names its product leukocyte elastase inhibitor-like. The transcript has 10 exons. Gene Ontology annotation, biological process: negative regulation of endopeptidase activity. The record is from RefSeq and is a predicted model, not a curated record. Lineage: Eukaryota; Metazoa; Chordata; Actinopteri; Syngnathiformes; Syngnathidae. The coding region runs from base 146 to 1396 and encodes 416 amino acids. Gene Ontology annotation, molecular function: serine-type endopeptidase inhibitor activity.
ACGCCAUCACCAAACACGGAAGCUGAUUUGACGACGACGUUUCUGGGCGUGUUAGUGUAAAAAAUAUAUAUAUACUGUAAAACCCACUUGACAACCCUCUGAGUGUUUAUUGACCGCAAAGAACCUAAAUAACCACCUCAACACAAUGGCAUCACCAGCCACUCUAUCCAAAGCCAACACCUCCUUCUGCCUGGAUUUGCUGAGAAGACUGAGCGACAAUGACAAGACUGCAAAUGUCUUCUUCUCCCCUUUUAGUAUCUCCUCAGCACUCGCCAUGGUGAUGCUGGGAGCCGGGGGCAACACAGCCUCACAGAUGUCAGAGGUUCUCUAUUUCACUGAGGCAAAGCCCCAACAGACACAAGCACAACCGAUGCAAAUGCAGCAACAGGUCCAGUCCAGUCUGCCAAUGUUUCUGCAGAAGUGCCUGAAAACUAAAGGUCAUGACGAUAUCCACGGCAGUUUUGCCAAACUGCUGGUUGAGCUCAACGAUCCAAAAGCUGUGUAUGCCCUCAGCGUUGCCAACAGACUGUAUGGGGAGCAGUCUUACCAGUUUGUUGAGGAUUUUCUUGCACAAACUAGGAAGCACUACCGAGCAGAGCUGGAGUCUGUGGACUUUAUAAGAGGCCAUGAGGCAGCCAGGGUCAACAUCAAUAAAUGGGUGGAGAAGGAGACACAAGGUAAAAUUAAGGACGUACUGGCGCCUGGUGUGUUGGACAACAUGACCAGGCUGGUGCUGGUCAAUGCCAUCUACUUUAAAGGCGACUGGAACAAGAAAUUUAAGGAGAGCUCAACACAUGACGCUCAGUUUAGGCUUAACAAGAAUGCAACCAAACCAGUGAAGAUGAUGCACCAGAAAUCCAAAUUUCCUUUGACUUUCAUCCCUGAAGCCAACUGCCAGAUCUUGGAGAUGCCAUACAAAGGGAAGGAUCUCAGCAUGCUCAUCUUUCUCCCCACGGAUAUAGAGGACAGUUCAACUGGCCUGGAGAAGAUAGAGAAGCAACUCACCUAUGAGAACUUUGUGGAGUGGACUCGUCCAGAGAUGAUGGAUGACGUUGAGGUCCAGGUUGGCCUGCCUCGAUUUAAGUUGGAGGAGAAGUACGACAUGAAGAAUGUCUUGCUCAGCAUGGGGAUGGCAGAUGCCUUUGACAUGACAAACAGUGAUUUUUCUGGCAUGUCUCCUGCCAACGACCUGGUAUUGUCAAAGGUCGUCCACAAGGCCUUUGUGGAGGUGAAUGAAGAAGGCACCGAGGCUGCUGCAGCCACCGCUGCCGUCAUGAUGUUGCGCUGUGCCUUGCGAACACCUGACUUCAUCGCUGACCACCCCUUCCUCUUCUUCAUUCGGCAUAACCCGUCCAUGAGCGUGCUUUUUGCUGGUCGAUAUUGCUCGCCCGUGUGAGCAUUGUAGUGCUUCGAAGCAAUGUUGCUUCAUAUUACACACUUAACCAUGGAAGGAAUCACCACUUGAGUGUGCUGCUAAGAGCCUUAGUGAUUCCAGGAUGCUUUUGUCUAUAACCACAUGUGCCUGUCAUAUGUUCAAUUAUUGCUUAAUCAAGUGCACAUUCCCACUUUCACAGGUGAUUAAUUGUUAAUUGUCCGUCUUACAGUGCUUUCCAUUGUAAUGCACUUCUUGCUUUAUUUCAUGGCCGUAAUUCAAGUUGGGCCAUAUUAAACUGAACCAUCAAACUAAUCAAAACGUCAUACAGUGUUUAGAUCUCCUUGUCUCAUUUUAUGUCAGAGUGAUGGACAUGUUAAUGUUGUUUACCAAGAGAAUGACGAGAUUAAGUUAGUAUGUCCUGUACAGUUAAACACCAAUAAUGAACCAAAAUCUACGGAGAUAUAUAGUUAGGAGCCCAGAUUUUCUUUUGUCUGCAGUCUUAUAUCCCUUAUGUCUAUGCAAUAAAAGUGUCCAGUGUUUGGAAAACCAAAUGUUUCUACUCUUUAAAAAAAAAAAAAGUAUUACUUUUUUUCCCCCAACUUACCAAAAUAAUACUGUAAUACAAAGUAUUUAUCGAUAGAACACAAGUUACGGCAACAAAAAAAGAACCGUAGAUGCUUCCUCUAAGCUUCCUCUGUACUAUGUGUUUAAUAUUAAACCAGGAGUCACCAACGUGGUGCCCGCGGGCAUCAGGUAGCCCCCCACAACCACAUGAGGUGCCCGCAAGCCUGCUUUUCAUUCAGGUUUUCAGUUAAUAAUGAAAGAACAGUAGAAAGAAAUGCAUUCUGAAAUACAAAAUGUGAGUUGUGGACACCAGAAUUUUGUUCAUGUUCUGGUAAAACAAGCAUAUUCGCUUUGUUUGGGUU